Nezara viridula (southern green stink bug) is the source of this 4332-nucleotide messenger RNA. The record is from the annotation of a GenBank genome assembly. Lineage: Eukaryota; Metazoa; Arthropoda; Insecta; Hemiptera; Pentatomidae.
AGAGAGUAAUGUGGACAGUUACCCUACCAUGGACGUAGGCCGGCUGGAGGGGAGCAAGAAGAUCCCUUCCAUCGACAUCCACCUCACUGCUCUGUUUGCCGCAGUUGAACAUGGACAUCUGGAGAAAGCCAAAACCAUUUUGGAAUCGACUGAUGUGGAUGUUAAUGGAGUUAAUAGUGAUGGAUUAUCACCUCUUGAUGUUGCUGUUCUCAGCAACAAUCGCUUACUCGCUAAAAUGCUCAUCGCAUUUGGUGCUCAAGAAGGGAAUGAAUUUUCAAGUGGUGAGAGUCUGCUGUGCCAUUUGAAAAACUUGAACUGCGAGGCAAACCAGCGAAUAUGUGAACUCUCAGGUCAAGAUGCCCGAAACCAUGGAUUAUGGCAGAGAAGGGCCAAGGGAAUAGGGAACAUGAUCUCGGGCUUUACACAAGCACGGCCACCUGAUAUCCCAUCACUAGUUGCUGUAGAUGUAACAGGGAGCCAUUCUGUUAACGUACGUUACCAAGAACCAGACAGUUCUGAUUCACCUGUUUGUACCAAAUACAAAAUUGAAUGGAGCACUGAGAGUGAAUUCCGAAAUCUAGCAGGUUUCCGAGUAAUAUUGGAUCCAAGGCAACAAGAGUGCCAGAUAGAUGAACUCACACAUGGUCAGAAAUAUUAUUUUAGAGUAAGCUGUGGCAACAUUCGUGGCUGGGGUCAUCCUAGACCUGCUACUCCUCAAUCUGUCAUACCAUCGAGCUGGAGGGACGUUGUGAAAAGAGAAGACAGGGUUUGUACUGAGGGACUGGCUCAGUUGGAUAAGUUGUUUAGCGAAGUGCGGACAGGAAGGCCUGACAUCAAAGCACUUCAAGAAACAUCAGCCGGUGAAAGGAGAAAGAAAACUACCAUCAAGCAAUUGUUCACAGCUGCCUCAAAGUUCCAAAAACACCUUCGAAGAGGUGUAUAUCUUUCAUGUUUGUUAUACAAUGAAGACAAAGUAUUACUAACCAACGAAGACUUCCUUCCAGUUAUAGAGGUUGAUGAAACUUAUCCCGGUUCAAUUUACCAUGACUUUCAUUGGCUGUUAAAGAUCGCAUGCACGUGGGAUGACGUUAAAUGGUUGAGGCAAGAUAUGGAGAAGUCUUUAAGUUCACCAGGAGUACAUUUCAGAAUCAAGUUGCUGCAAGCAGCUACCGCCAUGCAAACUGCUUUAAGUGUCCAGGAUCUAGGACAGCUAUAUCAUAAGCCACUGAGAGAUGCAGAAGGCACAAUUGUAAUAUGCACUGUAAAUUAUGUGAGAUCUCCAAAAGCCGUAUCUGUCCUCAAUUCUCGGUGGAUACCACUUGGUAAACUCAAUAAAAGGACGCACAAUCUUGCCUCAGAAGCAAACCUAAGUGAUAUUCUUAUGGCUUCUAUUCCAGACCAAAUAACCUACCACCAAGUGAGCAGUAUUAAAUUGCCACGUGGACUGUACCUCGGAUAUUUAAAGAUGAGGAGUUGUGUCGACGUUUUACAGGUCUUGGUACCAGCUAAAGCACCAAAUGUUCCGCCACACUGCAAAAUAAGGGACAACCCUCACAUUACUGCAGAAGAAUGGGAAAGUUUAACAGUUCAUUACGAUAUGGGUGAGAAAUCGCAGAAUGAACAGCAGAAAACUUUUGUAGAGCAGGUUGCUGCCACUGUGAAUAGGUUGUUGACGUACAUGCAAGUGUCCAGUGACCAGGCUCAAAACCAUAGGUUAUAUGAUGCAGAAGUUGUAGAAGUCAGCCCUGAUGUGAGCCUACUCAUCGUAGCCCCACCACCGGAAUCAGCCUGCUCAGCGCCUGGCCAAGGAGAGAUUCUUUUACAACGACCUGAUCUCAUUCCUCUUCCUGUCCAGGUUUUUGAAAUGGUGCACUUGGGGACAUACCAUAAACAACUAGUUGCUCGAUAUUCAAGAUUAAGCUGUAUAAUUGAAUUGGAUACUGCAUUAGCACAGCACAGUCAUCGGGAGGCUUUCUCUAGUUCUGAAGUUAGCGCUGCAAAGGAAAGGCUAACGAGGCUAGAAGGACUCCAAGCUCAGAUAAAUGCUGCUUGGAAACAGGCAAGAUGGCUUUUAGACGUCCUUGCUUUUGCUAGAGAUAAAGGAAGUCAAACACCAACGAAUAUAAUUAGGCAUUUACUUUCACUUCAUCCAAAGAGAUCACAUGACAGCAUAGGAUCUCACAAUGGCUUGCUCUUGCCACCUGACACAACAAAAGCAGUAAAGUCUAGAGGAUCUUGGCCAGGACCUGGAGUUAGCAGACUGUUAGGAGCAGCGACGACAGAAUUGUCAAGAAGUGAGCAUCAGUUGAGCUGUUCUGGAACAAGCACUCCACCGCCAAUCCUGCGGCUACCACCUCCCAAACCUCUCUCACCUCCAGCACUUUUAUUAGAGCAACCUAGAUUGCCGCCUUCUAAAUCGGAGGACACAUUAGCUUUGCACACAAGGGUUAUGGCUGCACAUUCCAGGAAUCGGACUAGUACAUCUGCAACUACUUCUCCCCUCCUCUCUAUACGACCGGGGUAUGGAAGUGGAAGUCUUUAUUCACUGUCCUCAGAUGACUCUGGGGUGAUCAGCAAGAGCAAGAGUGAAGGAGAAGAAGGAGCGACAGUCCCAGCGCCAUCUCCUGGGAUCCUCCAGGUUUAUGCAGCUUAUGAGACCGGACUUGCUGCAGGAACAAGUCUCAAGAUCCACGUCAGCCCUCGUACUACUGCGAGAGAAGUCGUGGACCUAGUUGUAAAGCAGCUCAACAUGGCAGUGGUUCUAAAAGGGAAGGAAGGGCCUAUCUAUUCUUCCGAACAGCUGCCCAAUUUUUGCCUCGUGGCCGUCAUCGGUGCGAGGGAACGCUGUCUUCGUGAUGACUUCAAACCUCUCCAGCUGCAAAACCCCUGGAAGAAAGGGCGCCUGUAUGUGAGGCAGAAGCAUGACGUCCUCGCCGCUCUAGAGCAGAGUUCGAGGCAUUCGGCCUACUUAUAGUCAAAUCAACGACACUCCUUAAACGUUUAUCCUGUGUUAUUUUUGUCCUCUUCUAUCGGCCACUGACACAGUACUUUCUUCGAAUCUUAUUUACAAAAAUUUAAAUUAAAUUAAUUGAUUAAAUAAUGUCUUAAUGGUUAAUAUCUGUAAUAAAUAAAAAACUAUAUUAAUUUAUCCUACACCUUCAAUUUGGAUUUAAAAUUUUAAUAACAUAUGUUUGAACAAUUCUUCCGACAAAUACAGAGCUUUUUGAUGAUUCGAAAGAAGUACAGCAAUGCAGUGAACAAACCCUAUUUUCUUGUUUUAAUUAAGAGACUGCUCCCAACUUAAUAAUAUAAGUGGUAUAAAUAAGACUGUCUGAUGGCUAUUAAUUUGUUGGAUAAUUUUACUCUAAAUGGUAAAAAAGAUGGCUGAAGAAAGUUGUCUAAACACCAACGUAUCUAUAUGUAUACAUAAUAAAAUGAUAGUUCUAAUGUUUAUAGAGUACCGUGAAUUGCUUCGUUUUGAUCGAUAUUGUUAACUGACCAUUCCAAUUUCAAGACUUCUUAUUCUUCGUUAAAUUUAAUUUUAUAUUUUCAAAAUCAAUGACAAUUCUUCUGGACAUGACAGUUUUUAAUUUCUUUUUUUUUUUAAAUUGAAAAAGUUCUGUCGUUACAUGAGUCACCGUCCAAUAAGUUUUGCUGACUAAAGAUCUCUAAAGGGACUAUAAUUUGGAAAAUCUUCCUCCUGAAAAUACUUCAUUAGGAUAGAUUGUAUUUGAUUAGUUUUUGUGCUUUAGAACAAUGCAAUUAUAGUUAUAUGUAUAUAUAAUAUAUAUUAUAUAUAUAUAUAUAUUUAUGUAGUGACACUAUCGGCUGUUAACUAGUUUUUAAGGUCUUUGCAUAACGGUAGGUGAUCCAAUCAUCUCAUCAGUUGAGGAUUUGAUUUUUUAAAAUUGUUUUAUUUUAAGUGCAAUACAGUUGCCAUUUGUAAUUAAUUUAAAGUGUUUUUUGUAUAUAGAAGUUAUAUUUUCUAUAGUAUAUUAUAUAAUAUGGCAUUAUAAAGAGUAAAUGUAUAUAUAAUUUGGUUUGAAAUUAUUUUGAAUUAAAGAAAAAAAAAUAAGAGUAAUAUAUUUAUCUCUGAUAGUUAUUUCAGACACACCUUAUUUGUAAGGGUCCAAUCUGUGAUGGAUAAAUACUAAAUGAUUAUAAUGCUCCUCAUUUCGUUGUUUCCCAACGAGAGCUAUCUGAUGAAAAUGUAUGUAUCUAUUGACGACAGGCCAACCAGAGCUUACAGCUUUGAUGUUUUCAAGUCAAAAAUUGCCCAAAUCUAUUAAUUGUAUUGUAUAUAUUGAAAAUAAAUGUUAUUUAUAAAAAUCA